This is a messenger RNA of Acanthoscelides obtectus, 2617 nucleotides long. The record is from the annotation of a GenBank genome assembly. Lineage: Eukaryota; Metazoa; Arthropoda; Insecta; Coleoptera; Chrysomelidae.
AACCAUACAAGUCACCGUGUUGCCAUUGAAUAGCAUGGAAUUAAACCUUCAGUGUAUAUGCUUUGUGUGUCUCAGUUCGCAUAGAUUAUCUGUUCAGUUCUAUUAUUAGUUUGUUUUUUGACCAAACCUUACUUUUAUGUUUAUUGUUUGAGAACCUGAUCAGUUUUCAUGUUUUCAUCUGAUUCGUUAAACGUUCUGAAACAGAAAGGAAUACAAAGUAUAAUGGCUGACCCCGUUAAAGCAUACAAUACUAGGAAUAAAUCUAAACAGGACGCUGUUAAAGACAUCGUCAAGUUUAAAAUGAAGAGCAAACCAAAACUACCAGGUAACAUGGUUAAAGGAAAUUCUGGAAUAACUGUGGUGAAAACUACUGCCUCUAAGAUCGUUCAUAAACGGGAUCAUGUGGAUAUUGCGUAUGAGGAAAAUGAAAAACCCCCAAACAAGAAAAAUAAAGACUUAUCUAUUCCACCAAAAUGGGAAGAGGUACUGGCAAAUUUACGUAUAAUGAGGAAAGACUUUGAUGCUCCUGUGGAUUCAAUGGGAUGCCACAAAUGUCAUGAAGAUAAUGCACCAGCUGAGGUGACCAAAUCUUAAAUCUCUGAAUUAUUUCUGUUUCCUUUUCUUGAGUAGGUAGUCAAUUUAUAUUGUAAUAUUUAUGAACCUGUAACUGGAUUUUGAUCAGAAAUUACAUUACCCACACUAAUGAUACCAGAUGCCUCGCUGCUAGACAAUCCAGAGCCUCCCUGCAUUGCAUCUUACAAGCACUUCAUGCCUUCAUUGCAGUCUGGAUGUUGGAGAAGAUUAUUAUUUCUUCUCCUAGAGGAUUCUUCUUCUAGGCGCUCCACCUCCAAAAUGCGGAAGUGCAAUUAAAUGCACCUUCAAAAUGGCCACAAGUGCCACUUUUUGAGGAUUGAGAGUCAUCUCCAGCCUACUGACCAGAUUGUGUAAGGCCAGAUCAGUUGACUUUCCAGCUUGGUAUGCAAAAUUAAUGGAAUGAACAGCACACCUUACCAGCAGACCAUCCCUCAAAAAUCUGUCAAUUAUCCUUUCCAAUGUCUUAAGCAUAAAAGAUGAAAAGGUAUUCGGAUGAAAGUCCUUUAAGCAAGUAUAUCUAACUCUGCACAGUUUAGGAAUAAAUACCAGUUUAGCCUGCUGCCAGCUUCUAGGUGUGUAUCCUGUGGCCACACAUGCUCGAAACUCCUUCAAAAGGUAAGGAACAACCGAAUCCCACCUGUGCUGUAACAUGGCUGGAAAUGCGCCGUCCAGAUCCGGACUUUUGUAUGAAGCAAACGAAUCGAUUGCCUAUGCUAUCCUUUUGGAGGUGAUAAUCUCUCUUGUGUGCGUCAGUCCUCCCCUGAGGGCCUAUGCAACGGCAUGCACUCUAUGAUUGUUUGCGAUACUGUGGAACUGGGAAGGUGCGUAUCCAUCAGAAGCCUCACAGUACCUUCCUUGGAAGUAGUAUUACCUCCCAAGGGAUCAGACAGAUCUCAAUCUUGCUUUAGUAUCUUUGCAUAUGAUUCUGUAUAUUCUACCUGUAGCAGGAAUGUCAUUAACGGGCUGACAGAAGUUCCUCCAGGAUUCUCUGGAGGCCCUUCUAAUCUCCUUUUUGUAUUCCUGCAACAUCUUCUUGUAGUCUUCCUAUAGAGGAGAGCAGCUCCUUUGCCUAACUCUACCAACAAGUUUGUGCCCAGCUCAUUUCCUAUCCUCUAACUCUUUGGAUCUGAAGGUUUCAUUGCCCUUACCUUGAACUUUGCGUAACAGGUAGUUUUCCUCAUACGAAGCUGUGAGAUUUUAGAUGCUAUUUCUAAGACCUUUAUUUGGUUCAUACCCCAGUAGUUUUGAAAUCUGGGAUCCUCGUUUGCGACCCCCUAAUUCUUCCGUAGUUCUAAUGUCCCAUGUUAUUGCUUGAUAUUUAUUAUAUGAAGAGUGCAAUUUUUAGAUGAUUAGAUAUCAAAAACUAUUGGCAUUAAUGUUGAGUAGUCAGACAAAGGACCAAGUAACAUUUGCAGCAAUGCAAAGGUUGAUCUCUCAUGGUUGUACUAUUGACAAUAUUCUCAAAACAAGCAAUGAAAACUUAGGUGAACUCAUAAAACCAGUUGGAUUUUGGAAGAAAAAAGUGGGCUACAUAAAGAAAACAUCACAGAUUCUGAAAGAACAAUAUAAUAAUGAUAUACCAAAUACUGUUGAGGAUUUAUGUAAGCUUCCAGGUGUGGGGCCAAAAAUGGCUCAUAUUUGCAUGAGUACGAGUUGGGGACAAGUGUCUGGUAUAGGUGUUGAUACUCAUGUUCAUAGAAUAUCAAAUCGUCUAGGAUGGGCCCAAAAUAAAACCCCAGAUGGAACAAGAAAAUGCUUGGAAGGUUGGUUACCAUUUGAGCUUUGGGCUGAAGUUAACCAUCUGCUGGUAGGAUUCGGCCAGCAAAUAUGCUUGCCUGUGAAACCCAAAUGUGAAACUUGUCUGAACAAAGAUAUCUGUGACUUUGGUGUCAAAAGCAUGAAGUCUAAAAUGAAAUAAUUUUAAGAUAAUGAAUAUAACAGUAUUAUAAUGCCUUUAUAUGAGCAAUAUUUAAUAACUCUUUAGUGUUUUAUGUUUCUUUUUAAAAUAUACUUUUGAACUCUC